CAGCUCCUCGCUUUUCAAGAGCAGGAAAGAAGCCCCCCCGGCGAAGACGGAGGCGACUUCCCCAACCCCCCCACGCCCCCCAUGAAAAUAUCCCACCCCAACUUCUUCUCUUCCUCAUUCUAAGAGCGAAAAAGGAUUGCUUUUUUGUUCUUGUCCGGUGUCUUCCAAUUAGGGUUUCUGAUUUGAUGAUCGGGUUAGUGUUUGGAAGAUGUGUGUGAGCUCCAUGCGAAAGUCGUUCAAGGACUCUCUCAAGGUCCUUGAAGCUGAUAUCCAGCACGCCAACACUCUUCUUGAAUGGACUGUCAUGACUUGCAGGGCGUCGGAUUUUCCUAGGGAGUAUGAUGGGGCCUGCCUUCAGAUGAGAAUGUCAUACAGUCCAGCUGCUCAUUUCUUCCUCUUUCUCGUGCAAUGGACCGAUUGCCAUCUCGCUGGUGCCCUCGGCUUGUUAAGAAUACUGAUCUACAAGGUGUAUGUUGAUGGGACCACUACCAUGUCCGUACAUGAGAGAAAAGCAAGUAUUAGGGAAUUCUAUGCGGUAAUAUAUCCGUCUCUGCUCCAACUUGAAAGAGGGGUUACCGAAACGGAAGAUAGAAGGCAGAAGGCGGUAUGCAAUGAGAGGUACAGGAGGAGAGAUGAGAUGGAGGAAUACAAACGGUACAGCUCCUCUGAUGUGGAGAGUGAAAGGGAAGACGAGUGUGGGAUUUGCAUGGAGUUGAAUAGCAAGAUUGUGCUCCCCGAUUGCAACCAUGCCAUGUGUUUAAAAUGUUAUCGGCAGUGGCGCACAAGAUCGCAAUCGUGCCCUUUUUGCAGAGACAGUCUGAAGAGGGUGAGCUCGGGCGAUCUCUGGGUCUACACUGACAGCAGGGAUAUAGUAGACGUAGCCACGGUGACACGUGAGAAUCUCCGAAGGCUCUUCUGGUACAUAGACAAGCUGCCUCUGAUCAUCCCGGAUUCCAUAUUCGACUCUUACGACUCUCACGUGAGGUGAUCAGCAGCAGAAGUCUCAGUUUCUGAAGGAGUUCUUCAUUGUUUCGAUUCCAUCUACGUGGUUCUAUGUUGUUCAGUUGUUUCCCCUCCUGUGAAGAAGCCUGCUCGAUUUAUUAUGGGCCGGUUUUUACUUAUUAUAGUGGUGCCUACCAAAGUGAAAUUGUAUCUAGCAACAUUUGUAAAUAUUCAUCUGUAUAGGUUCCAAACGUUUGCCACUGAAGUUCUUAACUCUUCAAAAUCUCGGUCUUUUCUCUGCUUCU
Messenger RNA from Punica granatum (pomegranate), 1247 nucleotides. NCBI's taxonomy places the organism in Eukaryota, Viridiplantae, Streptophyta, Magnoliopsida, Myrtales, Lythraceae. The record is from RefSeq and is a predicted model, not a curated record.